Molecule: messenger RNA, 473 nt
Organism: Dermacentor silvarum
Lineage: Eukaryota; Metazoa; Arthropoda; Arachnida; Ixodida; Ixodidae
Product: protein SMIM7 homolog
Exons: 5
Coding region: 185-409 (74 amino acids)
Source: RefSeq, a predicted model, not a curated record
CCGUUGCGCUGUGGUAGUCUGUUGUAUGUAUGUACAGCUUCCUUACAUGAGGUGGCGUCUACGCGGUGAUUAUUUUGUGCGUAGGUGCUGGUGCAAGUUAGUAGCAAGUUAGCAGUUGGUAUUCUGAAAAUUACCAGUAGGCAGUAAGGAAACCGGUUCAGUGCACAUUGAUCGCUGUGGCGGUAUGCUGUCAGACAUAAUUCUCUUUGGAACCUUGCUGCUGAACGCCGGUGCCGUAAUAAACUUUAAGCUGCCAACUGCUCGGGAUGAAGGAUUCAUAGAGAAAAUGGAGACGACAGCUGGUAGCAAGAUCUGCGAUCUCCUUGGCACCAUUCGCUACUUCAGGGCUUUGAUUGGUCUCUGGAACAUUCUAGUGAUGUUCCUUAUGCUGAUGUUCUUCAGUUCUUGAUGAAACCAAGCCCUACAACAGCAAAGUGGGAUGUCUUGAUGAAUAAAGGUCCUUGGAGAGUAGA